AUGGUCGACAAGAAGAUGGAGGAGAACAUAGCGCAGUUUUGCGGCGUCACCGGCGCAUCUGAAGGACGCGCGUCGCUUCCUAGAGAAUCCCACUUUGUCCGGCCAGCGUCCGGCGCGUCUGCCACGGCCAGACUCAACGCGCUGUUUCACAAGUACAAGGACGCGGAUGGCGAGGAGAUAACGGUCGAUGGGACAAUUCGGAUGUGCGAGGACCUCGGCGUCGACCCCGAAGACGUGGUCUUGCUUGCUGUUGCCUUUGAGCUGAAGAGCCCCCACAUGGACGAGUGGUCUAGAGCGGGCUAUGUCGAUGGCUGGAAGGCUCUUGGCGCCGACUCUAUUCCCGCAAUGCAAGCGGCGCUCUCCCGCCUCCGCACGCGUCUCACGUCUGGUGUCGACCCCAAAUACUUCCAGAAGGUCUACAACAACACGUUCGAGUUCGCGAAGAGCGAGGGGCAGCGGAGUAUUCCGCUCGAGACGGCGACUGCGCUUUGGGACUGCUGCUACCGUAUGCAACGUUGGGAGGAAGAGUGGAUGAUAACGGGGACACACUUAUGGAGGUCGACGGGUGGCGUCCCGAAUACAACGACUGGUGAUACAUGGAUCAUGUUCCUCGACUUUGUGCGCUCGAUUGACGCGCGCUUCGCAACAUACGACGUCGACGCCGCGUGGCCGUCCUCCAUCGACGACUUUGUCGAACUGCAUGUCGCUGUCGCGGAGUACCGAAAUACAAAUCUACCGCAGCGGCUCCACUGCCUCCCGGGGCGUGCCACAAUAAGCAGAGACAUCUCCGGGUAUCGCUAUCAGCAGCACAGAUAUAGCCUUGGCCCGGCGCGGACCACCGAGUGGCCGGUCUCUUUCGUACGGAGCGGGAUGCUCGUGGGCUGA
This is a messenger RNA of Mycena indigotica, 885 nucleotides long. Its product is annotated as Defective in cullin neddylation protein. Gene Ontology annotation, molecular function: ubiquitin-like protein binding; ubiquitin conjugating enzyme binding; cullin family protein binding. Bases 1 to 885 code for a protein of 294 amino acids. Gene Ontology annotation, biological process: positive regulation of ubiquitin-protein transferase activity; protein neddylation. The record is from RefSeq and is a predicted model, not a curated record. The transcript has 11 exons. Gene Ontology annotation, cellular component: ubiquitin ligase complex. Lineage: Eukaryota; Fungi; Basidiomycota; Agaricomycetes; Agaricales; Mycenaceae.